GCUUGCUUAACCUGUCUGGAAUGUAUUAGCCGUAUUCAUGAAUGGGAGGGAACAUCAUAUAAACAAAGACUUCAGAAACGUUUCAACCAUUUGCUGUGUUUUUUUACCGCAAGCAAGAACCCAGAUGGAAGACAGAAAAGCUGCUGGCCCCUCCAGAGCUGCCAGGCGGGGACGCUGGUGGCGUCUGAGACAGCGCUGGAGGAUGGUGGGGGUGUUUGAGAUCAACCCAGAGCAUGAGUUUUACCAACUGACAUCCAUGAUAAAAGAAGGCAUGCAUUCUUCAAUACAGACCACAAUGGACACAUCAGGCCAGGAUACACCUGCAGCUGAACAAUUCGCGUCAGAGGAAACUCAAACUCAUGAGGGUUUUCAGAUGCAGACAUUUGCAGCAUCAGUGUUUGCUCAACAGAGGCGUUCUCUGGACAUCACAGAGGAGGAGUACAUGAACUCCCUCUGCUCAGACCAAUGCUACCUCCAGUUUGUCAGUAACUCCAAGAGCAAGGCAAAUUUCUUUGUCACGAAUGAUAAGAGAUUCUUCUUGAAGACCCAGAGCAAGCGUGAGGUCAGCUUCCUGCUGUCCAACCUGCAGGCAUACAUGGCCCAUCUGGAGAAAUACCCUCACUCACUGAUGGUGAAAUUUCUGGGUGUCCACAGGAUUGUUAUCCCUAAUCAAAUAAAGAAAUACUUUAUUGUGAUGCAGAGUGUGUUUUACCCUGAUGACAGGAUCAAUAUCAGAUAUGAUAUAAAAGGCUGUGAAGUGGGUAGAUGGACUAACCCUGACACAGGCGGGAAACAAAUAAUACAAGUGUUGAAGGACAAUAACUUUGAAGGGCAAACCAUUGCAUUAGGUCAAGAGAAAUCCUGGUUUGCCCAUCAAGUGAAAGUGGACGCUGCCUUCCUUCAAGAGCUCAAUGUGCUGGACUACAGUCUGCUGCUGGCCCAGCAGCCUCUGCACAGAGACGAGCUGGACGGGAAGCACUCAUUGGCUAACCUCGUUAUUCGCACCACAAAGUCUUUGGAUUUAGAGGAUAGCCCCACAGGUUCAGACCCGCCCACCGUACCUUUACUGAAGGAGACCCUGGGUGAGGAGGGGUCAGUCCAGCCCCAGGCAGCAGCUGGGGAAGGGUUCCAUGAACAUCAUCGUCGGCUUCUGCCCAACUGCAAAAAUAGCAAUCAAGUGAUUGACGGGCCAGAACAACGCUACUUUGUGGGCAUUAUAGACAUUUUCACUGUCUAUGGCUGGAAGAAAAGACUGGAGAACAUGUGGAAAAGCCUCCGAUACCCAGGCAGGGCCUUUUCCACAGUCAGCCCUGCCAAUUACUCACGCAGAUUCUGCCAGUGGAUUCAGGACCACUCUCAGUGACACAAUGCCAUGGCAGCUCUGCAGAGUUUCUCUCAAUAAGAACCCACUGGUCUCCUCAAAUGCUACUUCAAUUGUAGCCCUGAUCACCUUUUGGUUUUUGCAUAAACAAAUAGUUUUGUUCCCUAAACUUUCAAAAGCAAGAACCCAUUUUGUUUUGUUUCAAUUUUUAACAAUAACUGAGUGUCUAAACUGCGACCACAACCCAGAACAAAUUGUUGUCCCUGGAAACGUAAUUGGGUAUGCAGUUUAGUUGUAGCAGUUUGUUGUUAACAUCAUUUUGUAGGAGGAAUAGUUGAUCAGAGCACAGAGAUCGGGGGUACGGCAGUGAAAAGGGAAUGUUUUUGUAUUGGCUGCAUGCACUGAUAAAGACUUUAAUAGUGUGUGUACUCAGGGGCCUUUCCAACCAACUCACAGUUGAUGUUAUGAAGUGCCUGAAGAGUCUGAUCCUGUUCCUGUGGUUAAAGGUGUCCUUCAUUAUGGAGUCAGCAUAUCUUUCAUUUCCCUGAACCAUUCAGAGGGAAACCUUCUGGGCCUGCUGCAUUAUUUUGUUUUAAUUCCAUUUUUUGUAUUCCUUAUCCAUAAUUUCAUUUUUUUUGUCCCUCACCAUUUAAAUGUAAUCACAUCAAAAAUACCUUGAUAUAGGUUUUGUCUAUUUGAGUGUUUGCAUAUACAUUUUAUAAAAGGUUACAGAUAGCCACAUGCUAGCUGUGUUUGAAACUUGUUUUAGGGUCCUAUAAAUGGUGUUUUGUGCCUGUUGCUUUUUUGAUCUGUUUGCAAGAUUUCCCUCCUGUUUCAUUAUAUCUUUGUUUUAAAAAUAACCAUUUUCCAUUUUUGUUUGUUGAUUAAAACGUUUCUCAUGUAUACUUUCCAGAUGUUAAGAUUAGUGUGAAGCUGCUUCAGUUUUUGUUCUCUCUGCUUUUUUAAGUUUGAACAAUAGCCUAUUACUUUUUAUCUACAGUAAGGACAGCUGUGCAUGCAUCCCAUCAACAGGGACACUUAUCCUUAUUGUACGGAUAACCUUUGUUAUCUGUCCUAAAUUGCUCCCUCAUUUAGUUAAGAAACCUCAAGUUCAGUACCAAGACCGUUUUUUUACUUUGAAGUCCAAGUAUCAAGUCCAUGGAGCCCGCAGUAUGAUCCGAUAAAUCCAUGGUCCGAAUACAUCCAUUUUUACAGUGUACACAUCUCUUUGAAUAUAUAAAGAAAGCCUCGGGUAUACAGAAUGAGGAUGUGAGAAAAAAGAUGUAACCUCUCCUUGUCGGAUUUAGGUCACUCCACAGAUCUCCCAUCAUUUCCCCCCUGGGGAGAGAGGUUUAAUGUAUUCAGAUUUGGGUUAAGUACAGGUGUCCCAUCUUUAUCCUUUAUCUCAUCGGUGCAUUCAACAUUUGGACUGAGGUUGUUCCCCCCUCCUUCCCUUCCUCUGGGUCAGCAAAUACAAUCUGUCUGGAGCCACAAAACAUGUUUGAUAGCACAGCUUAUGAAGUUUUAUGUAUAGAUAUGUACAAAAACUAUAAAUUAUUGUGUUUAUAAAAUAAAGAACAACAAUAAAGAGAA
Trematomus bernacchii (emerald rockcod) is the source of this 2914-nucleotide messenger RNA. RefSeq names its product phosphatidylinositol 4-phosphate 5-kinase-like protein 1. The record is from RefSeq and is a predicted model, not a curated record. NCBI's taxonomy places the organism in Eukaryota, Metazoa, Chordata, Actinopteri, Perciformes, Nototheniidae. Bases 38 to 1363 code for a protein of 441 amino acids. Gene Ontology annotation, molecular function: phosphatidylinositol kinase activity. Gene Ontology annotation, biological process: phosphatidylinositol metabolic process. The transcript has 10 exons.